AUGUCGGUGCACUUAUUGUUUUCUCAUAUGAUGCUGCAAAUGGUGCAAUUGCAUCGCAAAAUAAGAUGCCUUGAGUCCUCAACAAUACUGCGAAACAAGCAAUUCUGUAAUGGCCCUUCAGUCAACAGAUUUUCAGCCAAGGAUGAGUCAGUUUCAAUGAUUACUUCAUGUAAUCCUUUCUCUAGCACAAUCGUCAAUCCUCUGUACAUGCCCUAUAUCUCAACUUCCAAGCUUGAGCAAGAGUCAAGCUUUCCAAAAUACCCGCUUAGCCAAAUUCCUGUUUCAUCUCUAAAAACUCCCCCAAAUCCACCUUCUUCUCGGUCUCCUCUGGCCCUUCCAUCGAUAUGCCAAAUUGUAACAGCAAACAUUAAACUCCAGCUUGGGUUCAUGCUUUUCGGAACCCAGGAUCCUUGCUCCUACCUAACAAGCCUAGUGGAAGCAUUCAACACCAGAAAUCUGGACAACCUCAAUCGCAACUUUGGAGGCAUUGAAGGUGUUGUUUCACGAUUCAACUCAAAUGAAUCCACUGGAAUUCAUGGAGACACUCAAGACUUGUCUCUCCGACGCCGCACCUAUGGUCCCAACACAUACCCACAGAUCCCAAAAAGAAGCAUUUCUCAACUGAUGCUGGCAGAGCUCAACCACACCGUCAGACUCACCCAACUGAUUUGUGUACUGGUUUAUAUUAUUGUCUUCAGUUUCAAACUACACGGGCUUGGUGAUGAUGGACUAGUCUUUUAUCGGGUAAAGGUGUUUUUCAUUGUCUAUUUACCUCUUACGUUCCAAUCUUUAUUCUUCAGAUCAAUACAAAUACACGAUGCGUGUAAACACAUCGAACAGUUAUUGCAAAUUUGCAACACCGCCAAUAUCCAGAGUGAAGUCAUAAGAAAUGGAAACGUCCAACGGGUUCCGUGCCCGGAAAUUGUUGUCGGAGAUGUGGUGGUAUUGGAGGCUGGGGACGUGGUUCCGGCUGAUGGGUUGUUUUUGGUUGGUUCUGAUUGCUUUCAAGUUUAUGAAUCAAAGGUUGGGAGGAUGAGUGUGAGUCGACACCAAAAUCCAUUCUUGAUUGUUGGGGGCAAGGUGAUUCGUGGGUAUGCUGGAAUGCUUGUGAUUUCAGUGGGAAUCAACACAACAUGGGGCAACCCUUUUCGAUUAGUUACAAAAAACCCUGUUGGAUUAUCCCUCUUCCGGGUUCGGGGUAUUAAGAUCAACGAUUUUUUAGACAAAAUUUUUCCUGCAGCAGCUUUUUUCGUGGUACUCUUCACCAACGCUUAAUAUAAACUAAUGUUAAUGUGUCAUGUAAAGUGAUAAAUAAUAAUGUGAUAUUCGAAUGAGAUGGUCGUUCUAGCACUUUUUUAAUCAAAUAAGGUGUUAUGAUAUCUCUGUGUCAGUUUGUUACAGUUUUUGAAUUCAAAUUGGGCCAUAUAACAUUAUCUUAUAUAUCUAAAUAAUGAUGUUCCAAUCCUAGACCUUUGUUGUUGAUGUAAUUCAAUUGUAUUACUUGUACCGUUUAAUUCAUCAAUAUAUUUUUAUUUUGCCGAUAAA
Messenger RNA from Camellia sinensis, 1545 nucleotides. The record is from RefSeq and is a predicted model, not a curated record. Lineage: Eukaryota; Viridiplantae; Streptophyta; Magnoliopsida; Ericales; Theaceae.